Messenger RNA from Lactuca virosa, 1282 nucleotides. NCBI's taxonomy places the organism in Eukaryota, Viridiplantae, Streptophyta, Magnoliopsida, Asterales, Asteraceae. The record is from the annotation of a GenBank genome assembly.
AGCAAUCAUAUGAGACACGUGGACUCAAAACCCUAGACAUUAGUAUUUCCCACCCAAAUGCCCAGUUGGAGACUUCCUUUCAACAGGGCGGGAAAACAUAGUCCUCCAAAAGCGGGGUACUGCGGGAGCCGAGGGACAUCAGCCGAAAAUGGUGAGCAAGAAGAAGAGAAGACAUGGAAAUGGCGGAAUCGAACCAGAAAAGGAGAACGAUGGAGGCGGAGUUGCAGAUUACGAGCUGUCUCGAGAGCAAAGAAUCAAAGCGAAUCUUGAAAGGAUGCAGAAACUCGGCAUCCUGGAGCUCUCUCGUAAUCUCAAACCUCCUCCUAAACCGAAAACCAUCCGUCCUCCGAAACGCUUGCCUCCGUCGCCUACGUCUCAGAGACGCUCUUCUAGGAUACAGACCUUGCCCACUGUUGAUUAUUCAGAGAUGCGUGUUCCAAAUUCCAACGAAAAAGUCAUCAAGGACGUCAAAAUUGAAAUAAAGGAAGGUUCACAACCUGAGGUUUACACUGAAGAACAUGAAAAGGCUUUGGGUGAUCACAAAGAAACUUGGACGCUUUGUGUGGAUGGGUAUGACGAUGAGGGGAAUCGUAUGUAUGAUGCUUAUGCAGGAAAGAGCUGCCAUCAAUGCAGGCAGAAAACUACAGGUCAUCGUACUAAAUGCUGCAAGUGUAAUAUUGUACAAGGGCAGUUUUGUGGUGAUUGCUUGUUCAUGAGAUAUGGAGAGAAUGUUCUAGAAGCAAAAGAGAACCCAGAGUGGGUUUGUCCUGUGUGUAGAGAUAUAUGCAACUGCAGUCGAUGUCGCAGGGUAAAAGGAUGGGAACCUACUGGAAAUCUUUACAGGAAGGUGUUGCGCCUUGGUUUCAAGUCAGUGGCUCAUUAUCUGAUUCACACUCGAGGCCCUAAUGGAAAGCAAGAGGACAUGGAAGAUCUCAAAACUUCAGAUGAAGAAGAUGAUGAGGUUGAUGAUGGGGGAAAUGUAUCCAGUGUGAAAAACAUCAAUGAUCAUGAUGGUGGUGAUGGUGAUUCUGAUUAUAAGUCUGAUGAUGAUGAUGAUAAUGAAGGUGAAGAUGAUGAUUAGAUGCAGAGUUGAUUGCUCUUUUUGAAAUCAAAUGUUUUCUUGAGCUCUUCACUUGAUUAUGGUGCUGAAUUUUGGGGUGUUAAAGGAUCUAAAGUUUUACAGGUGCCAUAAACAUGCCACAAGUGCAAAAUGGUUAAAGUGCUAUUGAGCUUAAAUGUAUCAAUAUUUUAUAUAUAUAAUCAGUUUUGUUGUAGAAGGCUA